Messenger RNA from Protopolystoma xenopodis, 357 nucleotides. The record is from the annotation of a GenBank genome assembly. NCBI's taxonomy places the organism in Eukaryota, Metazoa, Platyhelminthes, Monogenea, Polystomatidea, Polystomatidae.
AUGCCUCUCUCCUAUCAACUCGACUUUGAGCUCCAUCUUAAGCUGGUCUUUUUGCCACUGACUGGCCACUCUGUAGACUCUGUGAUGCCUUCCUCGAGUGUUGCACGCAUUCCUCAUGCUAUUGCUGGCAGCCCGGUGGCGAUUUCGGACCAACCACCAACCUGGCUACUUGUUUGUCGCAAUGUGACAAUUUUUAACUUGGCUCGUACCAUUAGUCUCGUCAUCGACCCCGCUAAACUACCAAGCCAAUCACCAAACGACCAAAUUGGGGUUAUCAUAGGUUUUAUCGACCUCAGCCAGCCACAUCUUGGUCCAUUGGUACGUGUCCCAGUCGUCAUCGAGCGAGCCGAACAGUAA